AUGUUGCACUUUGUGUUUCGGCUUUUCCUUCUCUUUGCUGUUCUCGCUUCCGUACAAGCUUGCGAUUGCAGCAACCUGAAACCAGGUAAAUGUUGCACUAACUGGCGUGGACAAUCGUGCUGCCAUUUCCGAAAGAGGAGAGCCGUAGAGGAUGUGUAUGGCAAACGCUUCGAAGAGCUGCGUUACGCGCAAGAAACAGAUCCAGACGAAAACUAA
Messenger RNA from Necator americanus (New World hookworm), 216 nucleotides. RefSeq lists its product as uncharacterized. NCBI's taxonomy places the organism in Eukaryota, Metazoa, Nematoda, Chromadorea, Rhabditida, Ancylostomatidae. Bases 1 to 216 code for a protein of 71 amino acids. The transcript has 2 exons. The record is from RefSeq and is a predicted model, not a curated record.